This is a messenger RNA of Dentiscutata erythropus, 300 nucleotides long. The record is from the annotation of a GenBank genome assembly. Lineage: Eukaryota; Fungi; Glomeromycota; Glomeromycetes; Diversisporales; Gigasporaceae.
AUGGAAGCGAACGAAAAAAUAGAUAAAAACAUUAGAACUGAAGAAAGAUCUUGUUUUGUUGGGAAAUGGGCAGGUGAACUUGGCCAAUUGGCUGUUGAAGAUAUUACCAAAGGAUGGUCUGCUGUCAAAUUACCAAUGACGAAACUAAUGAAAAUAAAAUCUCGCGAAUACGAUGAAAUAAUAGCAACUUUUGCCAAAGAAGUUGAACAAAAUAAGACAUAUUUUAAGAAUUGGCGAUUUUUUGGUCAAAAGAUUGUUACUACCCCUGCAUUCAACAUAACUACACCAUGGUACCAGUAG